This is a messenger RNA of Mya arenaria, 1280 nucleotides long. RefSeq names its product atrial natriuretic peptide receptor 2-like. Bases 96 to 1280 code for a protein of 394 amino acids. The record is from RefSeq and is a predicted model, not a curated record. Lineage: Eukaryota; Metazoa; Mollusca; Bivalvia; Myida; Myidae. Gene Ontology annotation, biological process: cGMP biosynthetic process; intracellular signal transduction; receptor guanylyl cyclase signaling pathway. The transcript is spliced from 13 exons. Gene Ontology annotation, molecular function: peptide receptor activity; guanylate cyclase activity; protein tyrosine kinase activity.
CAGCGCAGUCAGUUGCUAGUAAUGAAACAAUCCAAGGUGCACUGAAUGCCAGGGAAAAACCCUUGGCGACGAAUGUGGGAUUAUUUAAAGGACAAAUGGUUGCGAUGCGUCACAUUCGUCAAAACAUCACCAUCACCAAGGAAGACCUUUACGCCCUAAAGACGAUGCGAGAGAUGUUACAUGACAACAUCAAUCCGUUUGUCGGGGCGUGUUUUGACAAUCCCUCAUCCUGUGUCAUCUUCAUAUAUUGCCCAAAGGGAAGUCUACAGGAUAUUCUAGAAAAUGAUGAAAUCAAAUUGGAUUUGAAUCUGAAAUAUUCGUUGAUCAUGGAUCUGGCACAGGGAAUGUUGUAUAUUCACAACUCGAAGCUCGGGUGCCACGGGCGACUGAAGAGCACAAACUGCCUUGUAGACAAUAGAUGGAUGCUGAAGGUCACCGACUAUGGUAUCGAAAAAUACAUUAACAACGACAAGAAUAUUCAACAGGGAGUCACAUUGAAUAUCGUUGACGUGAUCCUUCAACGGUUGGAGAAAUACGCCAGUAACUUGGAAGAAUUGGUGGACCAACGAACUCAGCAACUCAUGCAGGAGAAGCAGCGAUCAGAUACGCUUUUAUACAGAAUGCUACCAAAAACUUGUGCAGACAAACUGAAAUGUGGCGAAUCAGUAGAGCCAGAGAUGUAUGAGUCGGCGACCGUAUUUUUCUCUGAUAUCGUCGGCUUCACCACACUUGCUUCUAAGAGUACGCCCAUACAAGUGGUUGACCUACUUAACGACUUGUACACUUGUUUCGAUGGCAUCAUAAACAAUUUCGACGCAUAUAAGGUGGAAACAAUCGGUGACGCCUACCUGGUUGUCAGUGGUAUUCCGACCAGAAACGGAAAACUGCAUGCAGGUAUCAUAGCGGACAUGUCUUUGAACAUCAGAAACAAAGUGAGCCAGUUUCGAAUCAAACAUUUGCCAAAUGAGAUAGUGAGCGUGCGGAUUGGUAACCACACCGGACCAGUGUGCGCAGGCGUAGUUGGUCUGUCGAUGCCAAGGUACUGUCUCUUCGGUGACACAGUCAACACAGCUAGUAGGAUGGAGUCGAACAGUGAAGCACAAAGGAUACAUCUGAGUGAGGCGACAUAUCGUGCCUUGUUGGAUCUUGGUGGAUACAACACCACCUUUCGAGCUGAGAUUCCGAUUAAGGGAAAGGGGAUGAUGAAGACGUACUGGCUUGACGAAAAAUACGCGAGGUCCCCGACCGGCUUGAUGUUAUCGACCUUUGACAACAUAUAA